AUGUGGCCGACAAUAUCACCGAUAAAUGCUGCAGCCAGGAGUGCAGCCCAGCAGCUUGGAGAGCAGUGUCUGGCUGAAAAUGGAAUAAUCAAAUCAGAAAAAGUAUUUGAUGUAAUGUUGGCCACAGACCGUUGCCACUAUGCAAAAUGCAACCCUUAUAUGGAUUCUCCUCAGUCAAUAGGUUUUCAAGCAACAAUCAGUGCUCCACAUAUGCAUGCAUACGCCCUAGAACUUUUAUCUGAACAGUUGCAUGAAGGAGCCAAAGCCCUUGAUGUUGGAUCUGGAAGUGGAAUUCUUACGGCAUGCUUUGCACGAAUGGUUGGUCCCAAAGGGCGAGUUGUAGGAAUUGAUCAUAUUAAAGAACUAGUAGAUGACUCAAUAAAUAAUGUCAAAAAGGAUGAUCCUACAUUGCUGUCUUCAGGAAGAGUGAAACUGAUUGUGGGAGAUGGAAGAAUGGGACACACAGAAGAAGCUCCCUAUGAUGCUAUUCAUGUAGGAGCUGCAGCACCAGUUGUGCCCCAAGCACUUAUAGACCAAUUAAAACCUGGCGGAAGAUUGAUAUUACCAGUUGGUCCUGCAGGGGGAAACCAGAUGUUGGAACAGUAUGACAAACUAGAAGAUGGCAGUGUCAAAAUGAAGCCUCUGAUGGGAGUUAUAUAUGUGCCUUUAACAGAUAAGGAGAAGCAAUGGUCCAGGGAUGAAUUGUAAAAGCUACAUCAUCUUGACCCAAACAUAGUGUUACAGUGGACUGCUCAUCUCCAGUUCUAAAAGCUUUUUGAAAACCAACAGCAUUGCAGCUUGUUUUGGACUUUGUUAUACUGUUAUCAGCAUGGAAAAGCGUGGUGUUUUGUUUUAUUUUAUUCUUUUAGAGGCUCAAGGCAAAUCUGGGAAAGAAAUGGUAGAAAGUUUAAAUAAAUGCAGGCAAGGUUUGGUUUUUUCUUAACAUGCCUUUAUUUUGCUUUCAUAUGUUCAAAGAAAUGGAUUUCUGCAAAAAUGCAGCCAGAGACCCACAAUUUGCAAACUCCUGUGUUUGAUGGGGGGCGCUUGAACACUUACUUCAUCUCUGUGUUCCUUGGUAAAACAGCUUCUGUGCACCUUAUGACACUACAUAAACAAUAUCAAGUUUUCUGUGUUCAGAUGUCUGCUAGAUGCUACUAAAAAUGAACUUCCUUUUUAAAGCUUUUGGUGUGGUGUCAUAGACUAGCAUGUAGUAGAUACAAUCAGCUGCUUUAUUACCUUUAAAACCAGGCAUUUGUAUAUAUUAAACUUCAAGACAUCAGAGAUUACAGCUCUUAUAAAAACUGCUGUUCAGGUGGGACAUAACUAACAUAGCUUUUGCCUUCCUCCUAGAAUAAUUAACGGAAACUUGAAGCCCAGUAUUGCUUUGUAGCUCACUGCUGGUGGGAUGUAUUUGAAUUUAAUAUAACAAAUGCUGCGUAAGCUAUGUCCUAAUCACUGAACAGUUUAUGCAGUGCUGCUUUGCCAAAUAAAGUUCAAAGCAAAAAAAGGGUUUUUGUGUGCUUUUUGUGUGGAAGAACAGGAUCGGUGUGUAUGUUAAAUAUAAUUGUGUGAGGUGCAGAUCUCUCUACUCCAGUAAAAUUAACAUCCAUAUUGGUUAAUUUGACACAAAAAUCUCUGCUGUAUUAAUUUUCUUAUUUUUUCCACUGACAGGCAAUCAUGGAAAAAUUCUGGGUUCAUUUUAGAAAGUGAACUGAACCUUUGAGCAGUAAUUCAUAGAUUCUGAAGAACUGAUGUUGGGGAGAAGCAUCAACCAAAUACACAUAUAGCUGUAAACAUAACAAACAUCCAUUUAAAAGAGUUGGGAAGUUGUAAGCCUUCUUCCACCCCAAACUUUGUGGUCUGUUUCUUUCUGAUAUUGUUAAUGUUUGGAAACCCCAAAAUAGUGUAAGAACUGUAUAGCUCUUGGACUGCUAAAGGGAAGUGUGGUGCUCUUUCAAUUUCUGGUCACUAGAGCCUGAAUGGUAAAAUUCCUGUGUACUACUGCGCUCCUUGCUCUUUUAAUUGUGAGUAGAGCUAAUAGCCAGAAAAAAAAUUUCUGCAAAAGUGGUUCAGAGUGAUCCUUGUUCCUUCAUCCUGCUUUUGAUAGAACAGCAAUAUUUUGUGAUAGAAUUAAGCAGUGAAAGCAUGAAGGGAAUAAUUAAAGGUCUCUGUGAAAGGAGAAUGUCUGAAUGACCUUUAUGUGAAGGUCAAUUCCAUCCUUCUCCAAUGUCCAGUGUAUUUACUUAAAAUGUAUAACCUCAUUUAUUUAGACAUUUGUGAGGUUAAUAUGCCUCCUUAUAAUCUAAUUGAAGCCUGGGAGCACAUAUACAAAGGUUAAUCUUAUAAAAGAGAUUAAUAUUUCAUAUUAAGGAGUUGCUCAAUUUUCGUGUUUAUCCUAGAAAAUCUACUUGCAUCCGACAUGUCAGAUUUAUAUGAACUCACAAACAACUGUGAAUCUAGUUCUUAGUGUUAAAGUGAAAUAUCUUAAAUGAUGCAUGCUAAUGUUAAGCCUUUUGAUCACUGUAUCAUUCUUCUUGAGUUCAGCUUUAUUUCCAUCUUUUCACUAAUCGGUUACAUGAAGAAUAAGAACUCAAAUGCAUCCAAAUUCUUGUCUCUAGACACUAAAGUGUGACAAAUUAGCCUAAGUUGGAAGAGGUGAUAGACCUGACAACAUGGUGGAUAUUUUCUUUGUAGAAGAAAUGCAUUUCAGGAGCUGUAAGACUUCUGGGACCAAGGCAUUGGGGUUGUUAUGCCUGUUCCACAGGAGGGCUCAAUGCUGAUCCUGCUGCUCAUAUAGUAGGAUCUUUCAUCUGAACUUGGGGUAGCACUGAGAAUCUAAAAGUAAGACCCCUCUGCAACGCAGCAAUGCUUUUGGAGUUAAAGAUUUGUUGGGAGGAAGAGGAGAAGAGUUGAAAUGCAGAGGGUUUGAAGAGUGUGAAUAAAUGCUGUGUGAACUAUCUGAAAUGCUACUUUGCCAAAUAAAACAAAGUGAGGAACCUG
Molecule: messenger RNA, 3000 nt
Organism: Alligator sinensis (Chinese alligator)
Lineage: Eukaryota; Metazoa; Chordata; Crocodylia; Alligatoridae
Gene: PCMT1
Product: protein-L-isoaspartate (D-aspartate) O-methyltransferase
Exons: 8
Coding region: 1-708 (235 amino acids)
Biological process (GO): protein modification process
Cellular component (GO): cytoplasm
Molecular function (GO): protein-L-isoaspartate (D-aspartate) O-methyltransferase activity
Source: RefSeq, a predicted model, not a curated record